AUGAAGUUCCUGUCAAGCAGCAGUAAAUUUCUAGUACAUGGCUUCCUGAUAGCCCCCGUCCUGUGCGACUCGUUCAACCUCUCUGCCUGGGAAUCAACCACCGGAGGCUCUGUUAUCACUCACAGAAUAUGGUACGGGGAUGGUCUGGCAUACACUGGCGCCGGUAUUCCAUCAAGUGUCAAGGAGGCGUUCAACAUCACAUCCCUCGGCAAUAGAGCCGACCUGAUAUACGUCUCCGUCGAUGAGACAACGAGUGCACCUGGCACCCCGCCGCUGCCGGACCCGACCUUUCUCGUCAUCAACACUGCCCCUGGGGCGUCUGAUCCUCUCUUCUUCACUCACUCGGCGGUCAAUCUCAGCGACACGGAUGUCUACAUCUGGAUAGGCUAUGAGGGCUUCCUGUUGGCCAUGGCUCGGGGGAACCUGCUUCAGUCCGGCUCUGGCGGCUUCUACAUAGUUCCUAGCGACCUGGAAGGCACCUACACGGUUCGAUACAUAACCGAGGGCGCGACGGCCGAGAAGUUGGGUGCCCGGAAAGUCAUGCUCACCAGUCGCCAGCUCAGGUAG
Messenger RNA from Phaeoacremonium minimum UCRPA7, 567 nucleotides. RefSeq lists its product as hypothetical. The transcript is spliced from 3 exons. Bases 1 to 567 code for a protein of 188 amino acids. The record is from RefSeq and is a predicted model, not a curated record. Lineage: Eukaryota; Fungi; Ascomycota; Sordariomycetes; Togniniales; Togniniaceae.